CAGAUCUGCUGGCUGCUUUUGCAGAUUUCACCAAGACAGAGACACUGGACGAAUACACUUGCCAAAGGUGCUGUUGCAAGGUGAAGGCCACGAAGAGGAUGAGCCUUCACCAUCUCCCGAACGUCUUGGCCCUCUCCAUCAAGAGAUAUGACCUGUUUGGAAACAAGAUCAAUCGGAUCUGCGAUGGGAGAUGGUUCCGGAUGGACGACGACUUGGUGACGCCGGUCGACACCAGGGUGGUCAUGGAGAAACAGGCAUACAUCCUCUUCUACAUCAGGUCCCCAGAGAUGAAGGCCAUACCCGUGUGCAGUCAAAUCAACGGCGGCCAUGGGAAAUGGCAUCAAAAGAGGCGGCAGCGACAACCCCUGACCCCGGCGAUCAACCGUCAUCACUGAUGGAUGAUAUCACAAGGGACGUGGUCAAGUUGCUGCCACUGCCACCACCGCUGCCACCACUGCAAGGGCGAUGCACACCGGGUCCUGAUGAAUACCGCUGAUACAACACAGCCCAGCAGCGCCAGCACCACAUCCACAAAGAAGAUUAUUACCAUUGUAAAUGUGUACAUUUUAUUAUUUUGUGAAUACCAUACGUACUUUAAAAUAAAAAAAGUUUGAAUCAAUUUCUUGUUCUUGGGUAUGAUUCUGUAUGUAGUUCGUAAGGCCAUGUCCAGAUCUAAUAGCCAAGGGACAUCCAUACAGCAACGUGAACCUAUGAAAUGACUACUGCAUUAUUUCUGUGUUUAAUAAAGUAGUGAAUUUUGAUGGC
Petromyzon marinus (sea lamprey) is the source of this 765-nucleotide messenger RNA. RefSeq names its product ubiquitin carboxyl-terminal hydrolase 17-like protein D. Gene Ontology annotation, biological process: protein deubiquitination. Lineage: Eukaryota; Metazoa; Chordata; Hyperoartia; Petromyzontiformes; Petromyzontidae. Gene Ontology annotation, molecular function: cysteine-type deubiquitinase activity. The record is from RefSeq and is a predicted model, not a curated record. Gene Ontology annotation, cellular component: cytosol; nucleus.